Messenger RNA from Phaethon lepturus (White-tailed tropicbird), 2088 nucleotides. It is a transcript of the gene PATJ, whose product is annotated as InaD-like (Drosophila). The transcript is spliced from 16 exons. Gene Ontology annotation, molecular function: protein binding. The annotation marks the transcript as partial. Lineage: Eukaryota; Metazoa; Chordata; Aves; Phaethontiformes; Phaethontidae. The record is from RefSeq and is a predicted model, not a curated record.
AUGCCUGAAAAUCCUGCUGCAGAUAAGCAGCAGGUGCUGCAGAUCCUUGAUCGUCUGCAAGCAAAACUACGUGAGAAGAGAGAUUCCCAACAUAAUGAAAACCUGACUGUUCUGCGUAACACACUCAGGAGCCCUUUGUUCAACCAGAUACUGACCCUCCAGCAAUCCAUCAAGCAACUGAAGGAACAACUCAAUUAUAUGCCUCCUGACCAUUCAGUAGAUUUUGAUUUUACUAAGAGAGGGCUACUAGUGUUUGCUGACAAAUCAGUUGCUGCUGGGAGCAUGUAUACACCUUGCAGUUCACCUGAACCCAAACCAUCUACCUUCACUCCAAACCUGGGAGUUAAUGACUUUAACGCAAUCAUCCAACAGAUGGCAAAGGGGAGACAAAUAGAAUCAAUAAAGAUUGAAAAGCCUUCUGUUGGAGGUCUUGGUUUUAGUGUGGUUGCCCUUAAAAAUCACAGCUUGGGAGAAGUUGGUAUCUUUGUCAAGGAAGUCCAGCCAGGAAGCAUAGCUGACAGGGAUCAAAGACUAAAGGAAAAUGACCACAUACUGGCCAUUAAUUGCACCCCAUUGGAUCAGAACAUUUCCCAUCAGCACGCUAUUGCCCUCCUCCAGCAAUCCACAGGAUCUCUACAUCUGGUUGUUGCUAGGGAGCCAGUUCAAGGAAACAGCAGAACUUCGGCUGUCUUAUUAAGUGAUAUAAAUCCACCUGAGACUAUUCACUGGGGCCACGUUGAAGACAUUGAGCUGAUUAACGAUGGUUCAGGAUUAGGCUUUGGAAUUGUAGGAGGAAAGUCGAGUGGAGUAGUUGUAAGAACAAUUGUUCCUGGGGGAUUAGCAGAUCGGGAUGGGAGGCUCAGGACAGGAGAUCACAUCUUACAGAUUGGAGGGACCAAUGUGCAAGGAAUGACCAGUGAACAAGUUGCCCAAGUGCUGAGAAACUGUGGGAAUUCUGUUAGGAUGAUCGUUGCAAGAGACCCAAAGUGUGAAAUUAUGGAGAUUCCACCAACUCCUAUGAGCUGGCCAGUCAGUACAUUACCUUCCUUUCAAAAUGGAACUCAUAAUACCAGCCAUUUUGAGACCUAUGAUGUUGAACUUAUAAAAAAGAAUGGGCAAAGCCUGGGAAUAACAAUUGUUGGAUAUGCUGGCACAUGUGAUGUAGAACCUUCAGGGAUUUUCGUGAAAAAUAUAAUACCUGGUAGUGCUGCUGACCACAAUGGCCAAAUCCAUGUUCAUGACAAAAUUGUUGCUGUUGAUGGAGUUAAUAUACAGGAUUAUACUAACCAAGAAGUGGUAGAGGCAUUGCGUAACACAGGACAGACUGUACGCCUUACCUUACUUAGAAGGAAACCUUCUACUAUUUCUGCAGAAGGACCUUCAGAUAGAGUGCAGCCAACUGUUCCAACCUUUGUGUCUCCUGGAGCUGUAGGGACUGAAACUAGUGUGGACACUAAGAAUGAGGAAAACCAAGAACAGAAGGAUAAUCUUCAAAAUGGAAAGAAGCAGGUUCUAUGUAAAACAGGAAGAGUCUCACUCCCUCCAGCACAUGAGCUGAAAUCCAAGUGGGAAAACCUGCUGGGACCUGAAUACGAAGUCAUGGUUGUGAAUGUGGAUAUGCCCAUUACAGAUGAUUCAGAGCUCCAGAAGUACUCAAAGCUAUUACCCAUCCAUGCUCUGAGAUUAGGAGUUGAGCUUGACACAUUUGAUGGACAUCAUUAUAUAUCAUCAAUUGCUUCAGAUGGUCCAGCUGCGACACUUGGUCUUCUGCAGCUGGAGGAUGAACUUCUGGAGGUAAAUGGAGUUCAGCUAUACGGAAAAUCACGCCGCGAGGCAAUCACUUUUCUAAAAAAAGUGCCACCCCCAUUUACACUGGUUUGCUGUCGGCGACUUUUUGAUGAUGGCAGUGAGUCUCUUGUGGAUGAACCCAUCGUGGGAGUUUCCCCUCUAGAACAAAAGGUGAAACCCGAGGAAGACAUUAAUCCUGAGGAGGAAGAAGGGGAAUUAGCAUUAUGGUCUCCUGAUGUGAAGGUUAUUGAACUGGAAAAAGACAAAAAUGGUUUAGGAUUCAGCAUUUUAGACUAUCAG